AUGGCCCCCACCGCCGCCCUCCUCCUCGUCUCCGCCGCCGCCAUCCUCCUCGCCCCCGCCGUCUCUGCCGCGACGUCCGAGGUGCCGCCGGCCACGCCGUGCGCGGCGGCCAUCGUGUCCUUCUCGCCGUGCCUGGCGCACGUCGCGCUGGUGGAGCCGCCCGCCCUGCCCGCGCCCGCGCCCACCGCCGCCUGCUGCGCGGCGUUCCUGCGGGCCGUCUCCGCCGGGGACGGCGAGGGCGGUGGAGGCGAGGGAUGCUUCUGCUACCUGCUCCGCGACCCGCUCCUCCUCGGCUUCCCCGUCGACCUCGCGCGCCUCGGCGCGCUCCUCCCCACCUGCGCCUCCGCCAACGCCUCCCCCGCCACCACCGUCGAGGCCGAGACCCUCUUCGCCGACAAGUGCCGAGAGCUCAAGUCACUGCCUGAGAUGCAUUUUGCACCUCCAUCGCCACCUCCAACUCCACCUCCACCUUCCGCACCGAAAAUUUCUCCAGCUACCGUUGAAGAACCAGCGUCACCGCCCCCGGAGAUGGAGGAGCAUUCGACAUCGACGCCCGUCACGCCAGCUGAUCGUUCGGGAUCGGAUGCCUUGUGUGCCUGCCGGGUUUUCCUUGUGGCGUUGGUCUUCGCAGCAGCAGUCUUGAUCACGCUGCAGUUCUGAUAGAUGCUGGCCAUCGCUUUGUUUGGAAAGCUUUCGAUACAUACGUGUGCCUGCUGCGUCAUUCUUGCUCGGAUCCUUUUGUUGCAUACGCUGAGGCUGCUACAUGAUACAUGGCACGAUAUAUACCUGAAAACCCUUCCUGACGGGUGCAGUUUUUUUCGCGUGCAUUUUUCAUGAUCUGACAGUGCAAGUAACUGUUUU
This is a messenger RNA of Lolium rigidum, 861 nucleotides long. RefSeq names its product non-specific lipid transfer protein GPI-anchored 25-like. Bases 1 to 660 code for a protein of 219 amino acids. The transcript has 3 exons. NCBI's taxonomy places the organism in Eukaryota, Viridiplantae, Streptophyta, Magnoliopsida, Poales, Poaceae. The record is from RefSeq and is a predicted model, not a curated record.